CCCAAAUGCGCCCCCUCUAACAAACCACACUGUCAUACUUGAAGGAAUUUCAAAGGCACUGACCACAUUCAACGUCUCAGAUCCCAACGUGACCAUCUUAGUGAGAGUGGAGCCCAGUCAAAAUGUGUCUUUGGUUCUCACGCUGUCUCAAGGUUCACCUCCUAAUUCCAGCUAUUUUGCCGAAACAACCAUCCUGAGCUCAAGAGGAGGCUAUCAGUGGAUCAUAACCCCAGAGAUGUUACAGCAGAUUCCUGGGACGUGGUACAUUAGCAGCGAGCUUUUCAACUCCACGUGGGAGCCUGGCCUGACACUGAGCAUCACAUCUUUUAUGACUAAAUGCAUGUACUGGAGCACAGACCGUCAGAUGUGGAGUACAGAUGGAUGUCAGGUUGGGGAGCGAAGCACUCCCGCACACACACAUUGUCUCUGCAACCACCUCACGCUCUUCGGAAGUUCCUUCUUUGUGAUGCCAAACCACGUGGACAUAACCCGCACGGCAGAGUUGUUUGGGACUGUGUCUCAAAACUUUGUGGUGUUGUCACUGCUUUGUGCUUUCUUCAGCCUCUACCUGCUCACUCUGGCGUGGGCUUGCUAUGCUGACCGCAGGUCUCUUUCCAGAAGAAAAAUUACUCUACUGGAGGAUAACCAUCCAUGUGCACAGUACAACUAUCUGAUCAGUGUCCAAACUGGCCAUCGAAAGAAUGCUGGGACGACUGCUAAUGUCACAGUGACAUUGAUUGGCUCAGAGGGACAAAGUGACACACACCAUCUCAAAGAUCCUGACAAGCCUGUAUUUGAGAGGGGGGCUUUGGAUAUGUUUGUGCUGGCCACACCCUUCCCACUGGGUGACAUGCAAAACCUCAGGCUGCAGCAUGACAACUCUGGAGGCCAUCCAUCAUGGUAUGUAAACAAGGUGACCAUACAGGAUCUUCAAACUCGACAUGUUUGGUACUUCCUAUGCGAUUGUUGGGUAAGCAGUGACCGUGGAGAGGGCAUGACUAAGAAAACAUUCAACGCUGCAAAGAACUACGAGAUUGCCAGCUUCAGGGAUAUUUUCCAGAACCGAACAUCAACCGGUUUUCGAGAUGAACAUAUUUGGGUGUCCAUAGUGGAUCCUCCCUCCCAGAGUCCGUUCACUCGGGUCCAGAGGGUUUCUUGCUGCAUGAGCCUGCUCCUCUGCACAAUGGCCAUAAAUAUUGCAUUUUGGAACAUUCCCGAGAAUGAGGACUCGCCGGUCGUCUUCUCCAUCGGUUCACUGCAGAUCACCUGGCAGGACAUCAUGGUGGGUGUCGAGAGUGGUCUUCUCAUGUUUCCAAUAAACAUUCUCAUCAUUACCAUUUUCCGAAGCAUCAGACCUCGAAUCAUUUCCAAGCCUCAUAAAAGCAGCCCGGAGGAAGCCUUGAAGCCCCUGUUGGUUACCAUACCAACCAUUCUUAAGGAAACAGAGGAGGUCAUUUCUCUAGUGAGGAGGAGUCAACGCAACAAAAUGGAAAAAAUGCACAGUUUGGAGUCUCUCGCUGAUCUCUGCCCAGCCUUGAACAGAGUGCAUGAAUUAAUUCAUGUUGUGCAAGGGGAAGCUGAGAGUGACUUUCACUGGGUGUACUGCAGCAAGUUUCUAUUGGCUGCUCUUUCUCGCCUCCUCGUAUGCCUGGAGCGCUUGGAUGGAAAGAACUUCCCGAGUUCACAGGAAUACAUACAAACUCUGGACAUGACCAACUUGCUGGUUCGCCAGGCUGACAUGGUCUUCAGCAGUCACUUGGCAUACUGCCCGCUUCCUGUAAAGAAGAAGACGACACCAGUGGGUUGUUGGCUCCCCUGGUGGUGUGUGUUCCUUGGGUGGUUCCUGUUACUUGCCCUCAGCGGCGUCUCUACUUUCUUCACCUUACUCUAUGGAUUUUACUACGGCAGAGCAAAGUCCAUCAAGUGGAUCAUGUCUCUGGGCCUCUCCCUAUUUCAGAGCAUCUUCAUAUUGCAGCCUCUCAAGGUGAUCGGAGUUGCUGUCUUUUUCGCCCUGCUGCUCAAACCUGUGGCAGUGGAGGAAAGUGAAGAAAUCGAACAAGUGUUGUUAGAACAACAAGACAAGUGCAGGCGUUAUUGCGGCAGGGAUUCGCUCUGAGAGGACUGGAAAAACACUCACAAGCUUCUUUUUGACACGGUUAGGGUUUUUUUUAAAGAGAAUACUAAAAUUACAAAAACAUAGAAAUUAUAGAAUAAAUAGGUAUUAAUAUGAAAUGAUGCAUGCAGGAUACCAAAAUAUGAAACGAUUCUGAUUACACAAAAUACAUUGUUAUUUCAUAUAAAUAAUCACAUGAACAUUUUUUUUAAUGUUUAGAAUAGGCUGCAUUGUUAGGUUUAUAGGAUCCACAUAGCAGAAUGACAAUGUAUGUUGUAUAUUUAUUAUAGGAACUGGUGUGCUAAUUUUGACAUACUGUAAUGUGUCAACAUUGUUCAGACAACUAAUAAUACUCAUCAUUAAUAUGUUUUCUGUUAGAAGGAUGUAUCAUUUAUUUUGACCAUGUUGUUGGUAAAUGUUUGCCUUUAUUCUAGAUAUUUUCAAAAUGGACAAACUUUCAAUAAAUGGCCAGUAAGAUUUUA
Messenger RNA from Nerophis ophidion (straightnose pipefish), 2595 nucleotides. RefSeq names its product polycystic kidney disease 1-like 3 (gene pkd1l3). Bases 236 to 2116 code for a protein of 626 amino acids. The record is from RefSeq and is a predicted model, not a curated record. Gene Ontology annotation, molecular function: calcium channel activity; protein binding. Gene Ontology annotation, biological process: detection of mechanical stimulus. The transcript is spliced from 13 exons. NCBI's taxonomy places the organism in Eukaryota, Metazoa, Chordata, Actinopteri, Syngnathiformes, Syngnathidae. Gene Ontology annotation, cellular component: membrane.